UUCUGAUGUUGCACGCCGGGAAAUGCUUUGAAUACUUGCGACAUGGCCGCUCACAUUGAUUGCAAAGAUUGACAGCACUAACCAUCGCCUGCUUCACUUGUUUCACAGAGAGAAAAAAGAUAGAUUACAAAAAAAACUCCUACCGGUCUUGACACUUAAACUUCUGUAUAAAGAUCGAAAUCCCCUAUCCAUGGCCCGGGGAAACAACAGCAGACUUUAGUUUCUUUCUGUUUUAUUUUCCAGAGAUCAGAAAUCUUUAUUCUUUAAUUAAAAAGAAAUACAUACCGAAACCGGAUACCUUACGGACGUGCUUUUCUCAUUGCCAGACUGGCUUCUAUAAGGUCAUUUUCAUGAAUUCAGAAUCAACAAACCUGUGAUCGCUGGGUGCUGGGGCUGAUUUCUUUCUGUAUCUAACCCCAAAUCCUGAAAUGGAGAGCUUUCUUCGUAGCAGCUUUAUACUGAGAAGAAUGUCUUCCAAGCAAGCCACCUCUCCAUUUGUCACUUCUGCUGAUGGAGAGGAAGCCAUGACCCAGGAGCGGGUAUCGUGGGACAAGGAGGAGGGCGGUGAUCAGUACGUGUCCUCCACACUCCCUCUGCACAGCAAGCCUCUCACCGAGGAGCUCCCCACUGUCGUCACCAACAUCCAGUCCGACUCUGACUGGGAAAGCAUGGUCUCUGCCCAGCAACGAAUGGAAUCUGACAGCAAUAAAGUAUGUUCCCUCUACUCCUUCGGAAAUAACUCUUGUGGUAUUGGCUUGGUGGAAUGGGGAGUGAGGGUGGGACUGAAGGUCAAAGAAUCUUCUUGCAUGGAUAAACUUCUUUCUAAAGACUGGAAAGAGAAAAUGGAAAGACUUAACACAAGUGAACUUCUUGGUGAAAUCAAAGGUACCCCUGAAAGCCUUGCAGAGAAGGAACGGCAACUUUCCACCAUGAUCACCCAGCUGAUAAGUCUGCGGGAGCAGCUCCUGGCUGCCCACGAUGAACAGAAGAAGCUGGCAGCCUCGCAGAUUGAGAAACAACGGCAGCAAAUGGAGGUGGCCCGGCAACAGCAAGAACAAAUUGCAAGACAACAGCAGCAACUACUGCAGCAGCAGCACAAAAUCAACCUUUUACAGCAGCAAAUUCAGGUUCAGGGUCACAUGCCUCCGCUGAUGAUCCCCAUUUUUCCACACGACCAGCGGACUCUGGCAGCAGCCCAGCAGGGGUUCCUCUUCCCCCCAGGAAUCACAUACAAACCAGGUGAUAACUAUCCCGUGCAGUUCAUUCCAUCGACAGUGGCAGCUGCUGCCGCGUCUGGACUCAGCCCUCUCCAGCUCCAGCAACUAUAUGCAGCUCAGCUAGCCAGCAUGCAGGCGUCACCUGGCUCCAAGAUGCCUACCCUUCCCCAGCUACCCAAUCCCUUAGGCCCUAUCUCACCCACCAGCCUCAAGAGCGAAAAGAGAGGGACCAGCCCAGUUACUCAAGUUAAGGAAGAGGCAACGCAGCCGCUGAAUCUAUCAGCCAGACCCAAGACGGCGGAGCCUGUCAAGCCCCCUCUGUCCCCAACACACAGCUUCUUCUCAGUGAGCAAAGGCAGUCCCAUUAACCCGCCAGCUAGGAGCAGCAUCCCCAGUCCUAUUGGAGGGGGUCUUGGAAGAGGAUCUUCUCUGGAUAUCCUCUCCAGUCUGAACUCAACGGCCCUCUUCGGGGACCAGGACGCAGUGAUGAAAGCCAUCCAGGAGGCUCGCAAAAUGAGAGAGCAAAUCCAGCGGGAGCAGCUGCAGCAGAGCAUGGAGGGGAAGCUGUCCUUCAACAAUCUGGGGCUCAGCAACUGCAGGGGUGACAAGGAGAGGGCACAGUUCGAGAACCUUGGUCAUCAGUUGUCAGGGAAACUUGGCGAGGAUAGGAAGAUGGGUCCCAGAGUCAUUGACCUAACGAGGCCUGAGGACGUAGAUGGAAGUAAAGCAGUGAAUGGCUCUGCAGAUAAACUACAACAGUAUUAUUGUUGGCCAACAGGAGGCGCCAGCUCAACUGAUGCACGAGUGUACAGGGAAGCCAGAGGAAGGAACAACAACGAGCCCCACAUCAAACGACCAAUGAACGCCUUCAUGGUUUGGGCAAAAGACGAGCGCAGGAAGAUUCUACAAGCAUUUCCUGACAUGCAUAACUCCAACAUCAGCAAGAUUCUAGGUUCUCGUUGGAAAUCUAUGUCCAACCAGGAAAAGCAGCCCUUUUACGAGGAGCAGGCCCGACUCAGCAAGAUUCACUUAGAAAAAUACCCCAAUUACAAAUACAAGCCCCGACCGAAACGCACCUGCAUCAUUGACGGGAAGAAGCUAAGGAUCGGGGAGUACAAGCAGAUGAUGCGAUCUCGGAGACAGGAGAUGAGGCAGUUCUUCACUGUGGGGCAACAGCCUCAGAUUCCAAUCAGCACAGCUGCAGGUGUUAUGUAUCCGGGAGCUAUCACCAUGGCAACGACCACGCCCUCCCCUCACAUGACAGAUUGCUCCAGCACCUCUGCUAGCCCCGAGCCCGCCAUCCCCAUCAUCCAGAGCACUUACAGCAUGAAGAUGCCAAGCGGAGGUGUGAUGAGCACCGGAGCAGUGAACGGAGAGGAUGAGAUGGAUAUGUAUGACUAUGAGGAUGAGCCCAAAUCAGACUAUAGCAGUGACAAUGAAACCCAUGAGGCUGUCAGUGCCAACUGAGGAGCAGCUGCAAAUUAACAGUGGAAAAAGAGUGAGAAAGAACGAGAGACAAAAAAACAACUUGUUUUUGAACAUAUGUUCUUAAAGAGCCUGCAUGCAUGUGUGGCUCUCACAGAUUCAUCAGCAAAUGGUCUUAAAUGUUUCUUAACGUGUGAAGCAAUUUGAUUGUUCUUACUUUUUUCCUUUUUUUUUUUUUUAUUAUUUGUUCAUGGACAUUUUACACUUUUAGGUUAUUUCCUAUAAAACUUUAGAUGUCAGGACUUCUCCAACAUUUAAUGAAUCGAUAGCUCGAUCAGUCUUACUACUUCUUUUAAAGGCCUACAUUACUGUUUUUGAUGGGGGUAUAAUAUAUAUAUAUAU
Polyodon spathula (Mississippi paddlefish) is the source of this 3044-nucleotide messenger RNA. RefSeq names its product transcription factor SOX-6-like. NCBI's taxonomy places the organism in Eukaryota, Metazoa, Chordata, Actinopteri, Acipenseriformes, Polyodontidae. The record is from RefSeq and is a predicted model, not a curated record. The transcript has 18 exons. The coding region runs from base 429 to 2684 and encodes 751 amino acids. Gene Ontology annotation, cellular component: nucleus. Gene Ontology annotation, molecular function: RNA polymerase II cis-regulatory region sequence-specific DNA binding; DNA-binding transcription factor activity, RNA polymerase II-specific. Gene Ontology annotation, biological process: regulation of transcription by RNA polymerase II; cell fate commitment; central nervous system development.